AUAUAAGUUACUUGAAGAUACAAAUUUUGUAACAUUUCAUCGAGAAAGAAUCACUUUUAAUGCAUAUUCAUUUAUUUUUGAAUCUGUUGGUCUGAGGAUUGAAGAGGUAGAGAUUAAUCUGCUGGUUUGAGGAUUGAAGAGGUAGAGGUCGCUGAAGUGCUGAGAAGCAUCAAUCGCAUUGCUGUCAUGGAGGAGGUUGGCGAAGUAACUGAAGGAGGGCCAAGUGAAGAAGUGAAGAAUGGCUACAUGUUGUUUAGACGAGAAUUUCUUAAGGGUGGGGAGAAGUUUAAGAAUAUGUCUGAACAAGCGAAAAAGGCAUCAAAGGCAUGGAAGCAGUUGACACCAGAGGAGCAGAAGAAAUACAGUGAUAGGGUGAAGCAAUCAAGAAAGGAAGGGAUGAAGAAGAAGAGGAAGAAAAAAGUGGCUUUUAGCACUCGUUGCUCGGUUCGGCAAUUUAAGUCAUUAGUGGACUUCAUAAAAGAUGAUGAAGAUUUGAAAGUGAGGGUACAAAAUUUAGGCUUUGGCCAUUUACUUGACAUUGGAUGUGAGAGACUCCCUCGUGACCUCAUAGUAUGUGUUCUCCGAGCAUAUGAUCCGCCUACCCAUCAAUUUCUAAUAAAGGAAAUAGAAGCAAAUGAUGUUGCAAACUUGUUGGGUGUACCCCACACAGGGGAGAAGGUAAAAAUGGACGUAUGUGAUGAUGAUGAGACAUACCAGAGGUUGAAGGAGGAAUUUGGUAAAGUCCCUUAUACGAAGAUACUCAAUGACAUUAAAUCUGGGCAGAAGAAAGAUGAGUUUGAGUUCCUGUUUAUGCUGUACACACUUGGGAGUUUUUUAACUCCUACUUCACAAACAACUGUGAGUGACAAGCUAAUAAGAGUCAUGUGCUGUACCAUGAAGGGAUUUCACCAAUUUGAUUGGGCCACGUACAUUGUGAAGCACUUGUGGAAAGAGAUGGGAGAUUAUGUGAAAGUGUACACAAAAGCAAAGAAAGACGAAGAUGAAGAUGAAGGAAGCUGCAAUGUGGGAGGAUGCAUCUACCUCCUGUUGUUAUAUUUUGCUGAGCACUUCCCACUAUCCAAAACUGUUGAGAGAGGGUCCCUAAAUGCCAUUCAAUUCUGGACUGAUGAGAGGAUAAGGAAGCUGGAAAAGAAGGAGAGGGAAAGCAAGAGGGGUUUACUGUAUAAGGGCAAGGGAAGUAUGGAUAGAAGUGGGAAGGAUGAAGGAAAACGCAGAAGUGUGGCUCAUUUACACCCGGAGUUACAGAAGUUGCACGGACGAUUGAUGGCUCAGAUCGAAUUAAGCACUAUGAGGCUUAUAAGUGCAAUGGAAGAUGAGCUAGAUAAGGUGCAGAUAAGGAUAGAGGAAAAUAAUGUGACCACAGAUGAUGAGGACCCUAUUGACGUCCCAGAUGAUGAUAAGGGAGAUGAUGAUGCAUUUGGCGAUGAAGACUCCCAUGAUCAUGAUGGACAUGAGUCUGAUGACGAAGGUGAUGAUAGAGAUGAGUUCCACGGGGGAGAUGGUCAGGGAGACGAUGAUGCAACUGGCUCAGAUAGGGGUGAUGACAUUGGUGUUGCAGCAGAAGGUGCAGACAAAGAAAUUAUGGAGUCUCCCCUGCCCUUGUCCCCCAUGGACAAGGGAUGUCAACUCCGGAGAUCGCAAAGGGAGAUGAAAUCCGCUAUCAAUUCUCCAUGGAUUUUGACAAAGCCAACUAAGAGGCGAAAGAGGCCCAUGGAUGACAAGGACCGGUUUUAUGACAUAGUUUCCCGUAUGUGUUCAAGCAAGGAGGGUGACAUGCCUUUGGUGAAAAUCUCUGAUGAAGAUAUCACUCGGGAUCAGCUAAGGACACUUGGCGGAAUUGAGAAAAUAGGUAACCGGCUGAUGUCAACUGUGUGCAAGACUCUAAUGGCUGAUAUGGAGAAGGAAGGGCAGGUGAAGCGGCACAUUUUUUAUGCUGAUUUUAUGGCAAUAAUGGCAGCUAACCCAAAGCUGUGGGAUGCUACAAAACGGAAAAAAACAAUUUUUACCUGA
Neltuma alba is the source of this 2031-nucleotide messenger RNA. RefSeq lists its product as uncharacterized. Lineage: Eukaryota; Viridiplantae; Streptophyta; Magnoliopsida; Fabales; Fabaceae. Bases 187 to 2031 code for a protein of 614 amino acids. The transcript has 7 exons. The record is from RefSeq and is a predicted model, not a curated record.